AUGGCGCACCAAACUGCCGGCUUCGAGCAACUAGUACAGGAAACGAUUGAGGAAUGGAAAGUCCCCGGACUCUCGAUUGCCAAAUGCACUGAGGACACACUCUUCGACUUGGCCAGCACGUCCAAGUCAACUACAUCAGCAGCUAUCGCUUGCCUGAUUGAUGAUGAAGCGUACCCAGACGUGCAAUGGACUACACCUGUCUCGAAGUUGUUGCCUGACGACUUUGUCCUCGCAGACCCCGAGUACACCAAGAACGUCACGAUUGAAGAUAUUUUGAGUCACCGAACUGGUCUGCCAGGACAUGACGACUCCUAUCUAGGUGUUCGCGCAGAGCAUCCAGAUGAUGCAAAAUCCAUGACUCGAAACUUGCGAAACCUGCCGUUGAGCAAGCCGCUCCGCACAACGUACCAAUACAGCAACAUCAUGUAUACAGUCGCUACCCACCUCGUCGAAACCUUAAGUGGCAAGUCAUACGCUGAAUUCCUUCGCAUUAAGCUCUGGGAACCACUAGGUAUGUCAAACACAUACCACGACUUGCCCGGCAUCUCGGACGCGACCGCAAAACAACGCCUGGCAACUGGCUACCGCUGGGACAAGAAGAACGAGGAAUACAUUGAAAUACCUUCCUUCCCGCAACCAGAAGGUCAAGGCGCUGGCUCCAUAUUCAGCAGUGCAGCUGACUACGCCAAAUGGAUCCGCGCCUUGCUAAAGUGUAAAGCCCCAUUUUCAGCGGAAGCGCACAAAAACCUGAUAACGCCGCGAACCAUCGUACCCCUCGAAGAGCCGUGGGUCAUCCCAUACUACAGCCACUCCCUCUAUGCCCUGGGCUUGAUCGUCGAAACGUACCGCGGGCGCACGGUCGUAGGCCAUGACGGGGAUGUGAAUGGCUUCAAGGCCGUGGUACGUUACAUGCCCGAGUUCGACUGGGGCAUCGUGAUUCUCGGAAACUCAGACGGUGCGUUUGGGGCAGAGCAAAUUCUGCUGCAUAUGUUGAUGGAUCAUGUUGUAAACGUGCCGGAAGAGGAACGUCUCGAUUGGACCAAGUUCUGGAGAGAGUGGGGCGAGAGGGAGGAAGCUGAGGCUGAAGAGGACGAGGACGAAGACGAUGUACAGUUUCAAACCCUUGAGAACCCAGAGGUGCUAGGUGUUCCGAUUCACUCGUUGGCGGGAAAGUAUUAUAAUGCGGGAUACAAAGGUCUUGUUCUUGAGAUGAAAGAGGGGAAGUUGGUAGCUGACUGUAAUGAUCGAUGUUGGCCGUUUGUUCUCACCUUCUCACACCUGCCGGGGGGAAAUUUUGCGGUCAAGUCGGAGAGUGUUUGGGGAGGCGAUACGAAGAUGAUGAAAGCCGAAUUUCGAAUCGAAGAGGGCCGAAAGGUGGAAUCUGUGGGUGUAAACUUUGUGGAGGAGAUCCAGGGGCAUUUGACAUGGUUCGACAAGGUGACCUGA
This is a messenger RNA of Cucurbitaria berberidis CBS 394.84, 1446 nucleotides long. RefSeq names its product beta-lactamase/transpeptidase-like protein. The record is from RefSeq and is a predicted model, not a curated record. The coding region runs from base 1 to 1446 and encodes 481 amino acids. The transcript is spliced from 2 exons. NCBI's taxonomy places the organism in Eukaryota, Fungi, Ascomycota, Dothideomycetes, Pleosporales, Cucurbitariaceae.